Molecule: messenger RNA, 796 nt
Organism: Penaeus chinensis
Lineage: Eukaryota; Metazoa; Arthropoda; Malacostraca; Decapoda; Penaeidae
Product: cuticle protein 18.6-like
Exons: 2
Coding region: 36-425 (129 amino acids)
Cellular component (GO): extracellular matrix
Source: RefSeq, a predicted model, not a curated record
CGGCUCCUUUGCAAACAACUCCCAGCGACGCAACUAUGUCUGCUAAGCUCGUUCUCCUUGUCGCCCUCGCGGCUGUGGCCUCCGCCGUCCCCCGUCCCGACUCUCUUCCCGUCUACGGCGCUCCUCCUCCGACCUACAAGCAGCCAGGAAUGCCCUUCGAGUUCGCCUACGCCGUCCAGGAUGACUACUCAGGCAACAACUACGCCCACCAGGAGACCAGCGACGGCCAAGUCACCUCCGGAUCGUACCGCGUGGCUCUUCCCGACGGCCGAACCGAGAUCGUGGAAUUCACCGCCGAUCACGACAACGGCUACGUCGCCAACGUUGCCUACGAGGGAGAGGCCUCCUACCCCGCCCCUGCCCCCUCCUACCCCGCCCCCGCUCCCUCCUACCCUGCUCCCCCACCCCCACCCACCUACGCCUAAACGCUCCACAUAAACGUAAGCGGAACUUGGACGGGACAACUCAACGAUCGACCCAAAAAUCCACACCCAAGUCAACCCAGACGAACGCCAGUGCGUCUUGCGGACCCAACUUCACCAAGCGCCAUUCACCAGCGGCUCAAAAAGCUUUCUGACGCACUGUUUCAGUCCUGCAAGCACUCGUCCCGUCCGGCCCAGUUCCGGCUUGCUCUCCAUCCUUCAACGUUCUUGCUCUUAUUGGUUAUAAACCUUUUAAAUAUAUUCCUUUAAUAUAUUCUUAACUAUUGCCAUAUUCAAAGUGCUCAUAGACGACUGUCAGUUGGCACUUUAGUUGUGUUAAAUUAUUCUUGUAAAUAAAGGCAUAUUUACGAAUA